Molecule: messenger RNA, 909 nt
Organism: Orycteropus afer afer
Lineage: Eukaryota; Metazoa; Chordata; Mammalia; Tubulidentata; Orycteropodidae
Gene: STC2
Product: stanniocalcin 2
Exons: 4
Coding region: 1-909 (302 amino acids)
Biological process (GO): intracellular calcium ion homeostasis
Cellular component (GO): extracellular region
Molecular function (GO): hormone activity
Source: RefSeq, a predicted model, not a curated record
AUGUGUGUCGAGCGGCUGGGCCAGUUCGUGACCCUGGCUUUGAUGUUGACCACCUUCGACCCGGCGCGAGGGACCGACGCUACUAACCCGCCCGAGGGUUCCCAAGACAGGGGCUCCCAGCAGAAAGGACGCCUGUCCCUGCAGAACACAGCUGAAAUCCAGCACUGUUUGGUCAACGCCGGCGAUGUGGGAUGUGGCGUGUUUGAGUGUUUUGAAAACAACUCUUGUGAGAUCCGGGGCUUACAUGGGAUCUGCAUGACUUUCCUGCACAAUGCUGGAAAAUUUGAUGCCCAGGGCAAGUCGUUCAUCAAAGACGCCCUGAAGUGUAAGGCUCACGCUCUACGGCACAGGUUUGGCUGCAUAAGCCGGAAAUGCCCCGCCAUCAAGGAAAUGGUGUUCCAGUUGCAGCGGGAAUGCUACCUCAAGCACGACCUGUGCUCUGCCGCACAGGAGAAUACCCAGGUGAUGGUGGAGAUGAUCCACUUCAAGGACUUACUGCUGCAGGAGCCCUAUGUGGACCUGGUGAACCUGCUGCUGACAUGUGGGGAAGAGGUAAAGGAGGCCAUCACCCACAGCGUGCAGGCUCAGUGUGAACAGAACUGGGGGAGCCUCUGCUCCAUCUUGAGCUUCUGCACCUCGGCAGCCCAGAGGCCCCCCACGGUGCCCCCCGAACGCCAGCUCCAGGUGGACAGAGCCAAGCUUUCUAGGGCCCCCCAUGGGGAAGUGGGCCACCACCUCACAGAGCCCAAUAGUAGGGAGACCAGCAGAGGGGCCAAGGGUGAGCGAAGCAGCAAGAGCCACCCAAACGCCCAUGCCCGGGGCAGAGCCGGGGGCCAUGGGGCCCAGGGAUCUUCUGGAAGCAGCGAGUGGGAGGAUGAGCAGUCUGAGUAUUCCGAUAUCCGGAGGUGA